Truncatella angustata is the source of this 1899-nucleotide messenger RNA. RefSeq names its product C6 zinc finger protein. The record is from RefSeq and is a predicted model, not a curated record. Gene Ontology annotation, biological process: regulation of transcription by RNA polymerase II. Bases 176 to 1525 code for a protein of 449 amino acids. Gene Ontology annotation, molecular function: DNA-binding transcription activator activity, RNA polymerase II-specific; zinc ion binding. The transcript has 5 exons. Lineage: Eukaryota; Fungi; Ascomycota; Sordariomycetes; Amphisphaeriales; Sporocadaceae.
GCUGAUAAUAUCGAAAAGGUAAGACGACAAAGUAGAAGAAUCAAGUGUAGACAACUACAAGCCUUUUCUUUAAAUAGAAAGGGGAUUAGAAGCAGCCAAAGAACAACUAGCAGAUAAAAUAUCACACUCAACAACGACGACGGAGAUAACUAACCUAGAGCACCGGUCUAGCAGUAUGGAUUCAUUGGGCCUCGGUGGGACCGCUCCUCGAAUGCUAAGUUUCAAUGGCACAUCACCAGACUUUGACUAUAUGGCAUUCCUACAGGACGAUGGGUUUGAUUACCUUGCCGAGGAGAGUUCCUCGAAUUCGGCUUCUGCUCCCGCCGCCGGCCCCUCAUCUGACAUCUCACCAUCGGAUGACCGAGGACUAUCCAAGAAAGGCUUGAGCCAAAGGCAGAGACUUGAGCGCAGAGGACACACAAAGAGUCGACUUGGCUGCUAUAAUUGUAAAAGAAGAAGAAUCAAGUGUCAAGAGACACAUCCGGCAUGUGGUCACUGUGUCAAGUCAGGAUUGCAGUGUGAAUACCCGAAUGCGCCAACGGUCAUUCACCAGCCUCAACAGCAGGUACCCCUUUUCAGCCUACAAGACAUGCGGUUCUUUCAGCACUUUUUGCAGGUCUGCUACCCUCAUCAUCCAUUGGGUAACGAAAGCAUCUGGACGCAUGAGGUCCCUUGCUUGUCCCAGAACCACGAACACCUCAUGCACGCCAUUCUUGGCCUCUCCGCUUCGGAACUCAUGGUCAAUGAGCCUAAUUUGGCGACCUUUGCCAUGACGCAUCGUCUAAAGGCCAUUAAGGCGAUCAAGAAGCAGUUAACAGAUGGACUGAAGACAGAUCCCGCUGCAGAAGGUAAUGCACUGGUGGCGACCUGUUUUGCCCUGACCUUUCAGUCCGUUUUGCUAGAUGAUGGGAUGGCAGAAUACAUGACGUUUAUCCGGGGGAUACUUAUUACUGCUAUUCAGAUGUGGUGCAAAGGGGCUAAGUUCAUGUUCCAUAAUUUCAUAGGGGAAGACCAGAUGGCUAUCCUGAAGCCUCUCAUGGAGCAAGUGCCUAUAACCAAUAAGGGCUGGACUGAUAUGGCAGUCGCUGGCAUGAAAGCCUUGCGACCGCUUUGCAAGCAUGAAGUCGAGAUAGCGUAUCAUGGUAUGAUCCAGGAAAUCGCGGAGACUCUAUAUACUUCCCCAUUCAAAGCCUAUGAGCUGCUUACCCGACAUUACGGGUGGUGGAUGCAGAUCUCUCACCAAAACUUCGCACAUCUCAUAGAUCCGAACAAUACGGUCUGCACGCUGCUGGCUUCGCAUUGGAUAGCACUAAAACAGAUUAUGGCGUCCAUUACCGAAAAGGAGUAUGAGGCACGUCAAAAGGAGCCGAACAAGGAGAAGACUAUGGAACUUGGUAUAGGCAGAUGGCUCAAAUAUCUCAACCGGCAAGUUCCACCCGAAUUUUCUCAGUACAACUGGUGGCCUACUUGGGUCGAGGCACAGCUGGAUGAAGAUGCAGGUUUCUUUGGUAAACGGGCACACUGAUAGUACUAUAGAUGUAAUGAUAUUUGGCUCUCAGCAAGUACAAGAUUGCUAUAGAAAACGCAGACUCCUUCUCGAAAUAUUGCCUUGCGAAGCUUUCCCUACAGUAUUUUUUUGAGUUGUGUGGAAUCGGACAUUUGCCACUGCGUCAGAUGCCUCAACUUCUCUACGUAUUUCUCAAGCUGAGGAUAAUGAUAAGAUGACACCGGCGGAACUUCUCACGACCCUGUCUUAAUUCAGUCCAACCCGCCAAGCACAAUUGUGCCGUCACGGGUGCCCUACCCGUCCCUUUGGCUUGGAGACGCACUGGACCCGCUUUCCCCAGAAUACGAAAUACGACACGACGAAGCGCAAUGCGGGUGAACGCUAGCGGGAGC